Molecule: messenger RNA, 946 nt
Organism: Mesocricetus auratus (golden hamster)
Lineage: Eukaryota; Metazoa; Chordata; Mammalia; Rodentia; Cricetidae
Gene: Cd3g
Product: CD3g molecule
Exons: 6
Coding region: 95-619 (174 amino acids)
Biological process (GO): positive thymic T cell selection; cell surface receptor signaling pathway
Cellular component (GO): alpha-beta T cell receptor complex; external side of plasma membrane; membrane
Molecular function (GO): transmembrane signaling receptor activity
Source: RefSeq, a predicted model, not a curated record
GGAUGCUGGGCGGAGCCAGGCUAGCUGCUACACAGGCCGGCUAGCUGACUGCUGAGGGACUUCCACACUUCUACUAGAGAGGAAAGAGACUGACAUGGAGCAGAAGAAGGGACUGAUCAGCCUCAUCCUGGUGAUCUUUCUUCUUCAAGAAAGCCACUUGAUAAAAUUGGAUGACAAUCGAGGAGAUGGUCCCGUACUUCUGACAUGUGACUUGAAAGACAUGGCUAUCAUGUGGUCUAAAGACGGGAGCACAAUCAGUCCCUACAACACAACUAAAAACACGUGGAAUCUCGGAAGUAUUGCCAAAGACCCUCGAGGCACUUAUUGGUGUCAAGGAGCAAAGGACAAAUCAAAGACACUCCAACUGUAUUACAGAAUGUGUGAGAACUGCAUUGAGAUAAAUAUAGGCACCAUAUGCGGUUUUAUCUUCGCGGAAAUCAUCAGCAUUUUCUUCCUUGCUGUUGGUGUAUACUUAAUUGCUGGGCAGGAUGGAGUUCGACAGUCAAGAGCCUCAGACAAGCAGACUCUGUUGCCUAAUGAACAGCUCUACCAGCCCCUCAAGGAUCGGGAUGACGACCAAUAUAGCCAUCUCCAAGGAAUUCCACUGAGGAGGAAGUGAGCUCAACACGACUCAAAGUAGGUGUUGUCCCUUGCAUCCAGUAUCCAGGAUCAGAGCAAUGUGUUGUGGCAGGGAGGGAGAACCGUCAGAGAAAGCGUGGGGUUUUCUCAAAAUAAAAUAAAAGUCCAAGCUUGGGGAAGCUGGCAGCGUAACUCAGUAAUAGAGCACUUGUCGAGUUUGCUUAAGUCUCUGUGUUAGAUUCCCAGCACCCUCUCCCCAGACCCCCAAAAAACAGUGAAGGAAGUACAAGCACAGUGUAGUGUUUGCAGAGCGCCAUCUAUUGGGGAAAAUUGUAAAAGACAAAAUUAAAAGAGCAAGUAUAACCCA